Messenger RNA from Aegilops tauschii subsp. strangulata, 2295 nucleotides. The record is from RefSeq and is a predicted model, not a curated record. Lineage: Eukaryota; Viridiplantae; Streptophyta; Magnoliopsida; Poales; Poaceae.
CGUCGUAGGCGCUCCUAAGCUUUCUUCCCACCCGUGGCUCCUCCGCCCUCUCCGCCCCGUACGCCUCAUGGCCGCUCUUACUGAGUGAGCCGAUCCGGCGACCCCUGCCUCCCUCGGAGAGCAUCCCCCACCCCACCAGAUCAGCUCGCCGUCCGGCAUCCCCUUCCUCCUCCUCCUCCUCCUCCGGCAGUGGGCCGCACUGCCGUGGGCGCUGAGCGAAGGCCUCCGGUCGAUCCGUCCCGCGGAGCACCGAUCGCGCUUGGAAGGGGGCCAAUCGAGCAAGGAAUUAGCCUGGAGGUGGGGUGACAAGGGGAAGCAGAGGAACCAAGGCCACAAAAUGACUGUAAUAGAUUUCAUAGAUCUGAGUGAUCAUGAUAUUAUUGACUUGAGCAGCAGCGAUGACGAGACUGUUCAGGAGGAUCAUAUUGCAACUCAGCACCGGGCGGCGUCGCUUGAUAGGCAGACUAUGCAUGUCGUAGCUGGUGAAGGAAUCGAAGAUGUGCAGGCUGCGUUUGUUGCAGCUAGUGAAGGAAGGCAAGAUGUGCAGGCUGUGUUUGCUGCAGCUAGUGAAGGAAGACAAGAGGCUGCUGAUUGCGGACAUGCUUUGGAAGCCACCACAUCGUCCUUGGUUACAGAAAAAGAACCUCUUGUUGCAGCUAGUGAAGGAAGCCAAGAGGCUGCUGAUUGCGGACAUGCUUUGGAAGCCACCAUAUCGUCCUUGGUUACGGAAAAAGAACCUCUUCUUGCAGCUAGUGAAGGAAGCCAAGAUGUGCAGGUUGUGCUUGUUGCAGCUCGUGAAGGAAGCCAAGAUGUGCAGGCUGCUAGUGAAGGAAGCCAAGAUGUGAAGGUUGUGCUUGUUGCAGCUACUGAAGGAAGUCAAGAAGCUGCUGACUCUGGAAAUGGUUUGGAAGCUACAGCAUCGCCUUUGGUUACUGAAAAAGCACCUCUUGAUACGGCUGAAUCGCACAACUGUCCACUCUCUCCCACAUCAGCGCUGUUCCCCAGCCCGACUUCUACCGUUCUGAAGGCUCCGACCUUUGAAGGUGGCGAUGCAAAGCUGGUAAGAGGGAAGGUGAAGCGUCCCAGGAAGAACUACCACACCGGUACUCCUAGGACAAGUCCUAGGUUUGAACUGAAGCCUGAAUGUCGGAACGGGUCUCUGGAAGAGCUGCCAGCCGAGGCACUGACCUCUGAAGGUGGCGACGCGGAGCUGGUGAGAGAGAAGAUGCAACAUCCUGGGAAGGAUUACCAUACCGGCACUCAUGGGACAAGUCCUAGGUUUGAACCGAAGCGUGAAUGUCAUAACGGGCCUGUGAAAGAGCUGCCAGCCGAGGCUCUGACCUCUGAAGGUGGCGAUGUGGAGUUGGUGAGAGGGAAGGUGAAACGUCCUAAGAAGAACUGCCAUACCGGCACUCCUCGGACAAGUCCUAGGUUUGAACCAAAGCAUGAAUAUCAUAACGGGCCUGUGGAAGAGCUGCCAACCGAGGCACUGACCUCUGAAGUUGGCGACGCGGAGCUGGUGAGAGGGAAGCUGAAACAUCCUAGGAACAACUACCCUGCUGGCACUCCUAGGACAAGUCCUAGGUUUGAACCGAAGCCUGAAUGUCAUAACGGGUCUAUGGAAGAAAUGCCAGCCGAGGUUCUGACCUCUGAAGGUGGUGAUGCUGAGCUGGUGAGAGGGGAAGUGAAACAUUCUAGGAAGAACUACCAUACCGGCACUCCUCGGACAAGUCCUAGGUUUAAAACAAAGCGUGAAUGUCGUAACGGGUCUGUGGAAGAGCUGCCAGCUGAGGCUCUGACCUCUGAUGGUGCUGAUGCAGAGCUGGUGAGGGGGAAGGUGAAACAUGGUAGGAAGGAUUACCAUACUGGCACUCCUAGGACAAGUCCUAGGUUUCAACUGAAGCGUGAACGUCGCAAGGGGCCCGUGGAAGAACCGGCAGCCGAUCACAAGAGGUUCCGCACACUAGAAGAAUUAAUUGCCUCUCCUGACAAUGCAGAAUCUGCGAAGACCCCCUUUACCGACUCUCUGAACUAAGGUAGUUUACUGAAUAUGAUGCCCAUGAAACUUUCAAACUGUUGUUGCUCUAGAUUGUCUCAUGCAUGUUUACGGAACCACCAUUGUUGCAUUUGUAGUGUGGCUGGAGCUCACAAUUGCCCCAUGUAUCUCAGAAUUAGUAUUCCCAUUGCACCAAAUCCAUCUAAAUUGUAACUUGUGGCUGACUGUUGACUGCAAUACUUUUGAUGUUCGUGUGCAUUUCUGCGAUAUAAUGUCUGACACACUGCUUCUAGUUAAAA